GGACAUUUCCGUUUUCUCAGGCAUUAGCCCGGAAAGCUGCACGUGUGCUGGUGUUGAUCGUGUGGAGGUUUGUGGAGAAAAUCGUUCUGCGAUGGGGAAAAAGGCAAGCAAACGAAACACGUUCAAUUACAACGUGGACAGAAAGAAAUUAAAGAAGAAGAUGAUAAAAAAGUACAGGCCGAGGAUUGAAUGCGCGCAGAUCCGGAAAGCAUGGGAUACCAACAAAACCACCAAACAGAACAUGAAGGACAUGGGCCUGUCGUUCGGAACCAAAUCAGUACUUCCCAUCACCAGCAAGGUCAGUGAGGAACCUGAGGAUCUGGUCAUAAAGCCUUAUGUCAUCAGAGAGCUGGAAGAAGAGGCCAGUCAGCUGAGGAAGGACACCACGACCUGCUCCACAGACAUGAUCGAAUUUGUUCAACAUAUGAUCCGGGAACACGGCGAGAACUACAAGGCCAUGGCACGAGACGAGAAGAACUACUACCAGGACACGCCGAAACAAAUCAGGAGGAAAGUGGAGUUGUACAAGCGUUGUCAUGGCAACGAGUACACCGCGUUCCUCGCCUCUCUGCAAGCGCAGACGUCGUCCUGAGAGAGAGAGAUGGACCACGUGGACGGAGAUGAGAUGUGUGUAUAUAUAAAUAUAUAAUCUUUUUUUUUUUUCUUUAGUGAUUCUGUUCAACUCUAAAAUAUAAAGUUGUAUCUUGUAUAGUUUUUAUUUCUCUGGAUGAGAAAAUUAAACUUUCCAUGAAAUCAG
Messenger RNA from Silurus meridionalis, 757 nucleotides. RefSeq names its product NOP16 nucleolar protein homolog (yeast) (gene nop16). Bases 92 to 592 code for a protein of 166 amino acids. Lineage: Eukaryota; Metazoa; Chordata; Actinopteri; Siluriformes; Siluridae. The transcript has 5 exons. The record is from RefSeq and is a predicted model, not a curated record. Gene Ontology annotation, biological process: ribosomal large subunit biogenesis. Gene Ontology annotation, cellular component: nucleolus.